This is a messenger RNA of Linum tenue, 1695 nucleotides long. The record is from the annotation of a GenBank genome assembly. NCBI's taxonomy places the organism in Eukaryota, Viridiplantae, Streptophyta, Magnoliopsida, Malpighiales, Linaceae.
AACGCGCCAACCAAUCUCUCCCUCCACUUCCGGAAAGCUGUGUUUUCUCACUCCACUAGCUCGCUUCCCGCGCGGCAAUUGUUCUGCUUCUGGCCUGUAAUCGCGGCGCUGCUCUUCUUCCUCUAAGUUCUUCCCUUCCGCUGAUUUUCUUCUUUUGGAUUUCGACGGCGAACUGAGAGGGAGAAGGAAUGGUUUCCAUGGGUGACUGUUUCGGCGGUGCGGUUCGAUUAGCGGAGGACGACGCGACCACCGAUUUUCCCGACGGCGAUACUCAGCGUUUAGAUUCUCAAUGGAGUUCGCCUUCCUCAUCAGGCGGAAAAGGUGGCUAUGAUGAUGGCGACUUGUAUAUGGGGACAAGAAAGGUUUCGUUUGAUGAUACUCUUCUGGUUGAAGAUGUUUUUGAGACCCAAGUUGUGAACUAUGGGGAUGAAACACAAGUACUGGAUGAUGCUGAUCUAGAUUUGCUUGGGAGUACAUGCACCAGGAGGAUUGAUGAUGAGUUCAGUGAUCGAGUGUCUCUCGAUAGUGAUGGUGAAGUGAGAAGACUGUUCUCUACUGAUUCUGUUGCUAAAGAUGGUGAUCUCUGUCAUAAUAGUAGCAUCCUUGAUGGAGCAAAAGACAAUGCACGACCAACCACUAUUAAUGUGGAGUUUGCAGGGUUAAGUUAUGCAGACUCGCAAGAACCUGGUGAUGCAUCACAAGCUGAUGCUCUCGCAUUUGUGGAAAGGUUAAUUGAGGAGACCAAAUCCUCAUUCGAUGUUGAAUCUGAUUCCAAAAUAGUACUUCAGAAGUUCAAGAUAGCUGAAAGCAAAACUAGGAGAAUUCUGAAGAAGACCAGAAAAGAUCUUCUGAAUGAGUUGCAUGACCAGGCUAAUAGGAAAAAAUUAACCGGACCUCGUGAAGACAUCACUGUUGCUCCAGAUUUUUCCGAUGCUGGAUUGGGCACCCAAUUAGCUGCUGAAGCCAUGAGGGAAUUGUUGAACGGGGACCCAGUUCCUGACUUUGAUGGUAAUGAUGCCAAGGAAAAGCAUUCUGUGGAACAGUCUCUAAUGAGAAAAGCUAAAAGGCGUGCUUCUUCAAAGCAACAUGCUUCUUGUGAUCCUUCUGAGAUUCAAGUUGACACAACGCAGUCAAAGAAAAGAAAGACCCAGUUAAAAGUUGCCGAUGCCAUGGAAUCCAAGGAACAAAAAGAGUCUCCGAUAAGAAAAGCUAAAAGGAAAAUGUCUUCAAAGAAAUGUAUUUUUCGAAUUGGUUUUCAGCCGAUCGAGAGAGUUGGAAGAUCUGCUCUGAAGGAUGACACACUCAUCGAAGACCUGUUGGUUCUAUCCAGCAAUGAAGAUUACGAAGCCUGCAUUCCUUUCCUCGAGAGAGGGGCCGCUGUCUACGGUUCAGAGCUGCUCCUGAAUGGAAUCGUUACGAAGAAACUAGAAUACGACAGGCAUAGGCUCUUUUUGGAUAAUGUGAAGAGAACCAGGUCUACUAUAUGGGUUAAUAAAGAUGGCCACAGUUACACUCCUGUUGUGAUGAACAAGUAAGACCCUAGGUCUGUUCUUAUUUUCUGCUUUCCUAGGGUUGUAAAUCACUAAAUCUUAUGGUUCCUGUUCCAUUUGAAAAGAACAGUGAUGUUGGUAUAUAAAUACAACUAACAAAGUGGUCAUUAUAUAUUUUUAACAAAUUUGUUACUGAUGUUUGCAC